Molecule: messenger RNA, 1056 nt
Organism: Pipistrellus nathusii (Nathusius's pipistrelle)
Lineage: Eukaryota; Metazoa; Chordata; Mammalia; Chiroptera; Vespertilionidae
Source: the annotation of a GenBank genome assembly
AUGUUGAAGCGACCAUUGCCACCCAGAUUCCUCUUAUUCCUGCAGCUGCCUCUGUUGGGGAUGGGACUGAACCCAACAAUCCUCACGCCCACUGGGAAUGAAGACAUCACAGCUGAGGUUCAGUGUUUUGUAUUCAAUGUCGAGUAUAUAAAUUGCACUUGGAACAGCAGCUCUGAGCCUCAGCCCACCAACCUGACUCUGCACUAUUGGUAUAAGAACUCUGGUCACAAUAUCCAGGAGUGUGGCCACUAUCUAUACACUUCAGAGAUCACUUCUGGCUGUUGGUUGGGGAAAGAGGAAAUCAAUCUCUACCAAGCAUUCUUUGUCCAGCUCCAGGACCCACAGGAACCUAGGAGGAAGACCAAAAAGGAGCUAAGACUGCAGGAUUUGGUGAUUCCCUGGGCUCCGAAGAACCUAACACUUCACAACCUGAGUGAAUCCCAGAUAGAACUGAGGUGGAGCAACACAUACUUGGACCACUGUUUGGAGCACCUGGUGCAGUACAGGAGUGACCGGGACCACAGCUGGACUGAACAAUCAGUAGACCAAAGACGUAGUUUCUCCUUGCCUAGUGUGGAUGGGCAGAAACUCUACACGUUUCGUGUUCGGAGUCGCCAUAACCCACUCUGUGGCAGUGCUCAGCAUUGGAGUGAAUGGAGCCACCUGAUCCACUGGGGCAGCCAUAUUUCAAAGGAAUCCAUAGAGACCCCGUCAUUGUUUGCACUGGAAGCCGUGCUCAUCCCCCUUGGUUCCAUGGGAUUGAUUAUUAGCCUCAUCUGUGUGUACUGCUGGCUGGAACGGACCAUGCCCCGAAUUCCUACCCUCAAGAGCCUGGAGGAUCUGGUUACAGAAUACCACGGGAACUUUUCGGCCUGGAGUGGUGUGUCUAAGGGACUGGCGGAGAGCCUGCAGCCAGACUACAGCGAAAGGCUCUGCCACGUCAGUGAGAUUCCCCCAAAAGGCGUUGCUCUAGGGGAGGGGCCUGGAGGCUCCCCCUACAGCCACCAUAGUCCCUUCUGGGAUCCACCAUGUUACACCCUGAAACCUGAGCCCUGA